UGCCCGCUAAUUCAAUUUUAAAAAAUUUGUAAAAUAAAAUAAUUAUGUCGUCAUCUUCUGCAGUUUCAGCUGAAACGAUGGAGUCCCUAAUCCUUCAGCUUCACGACAUCUCCGCCGUCAAGUUCGGCGAUUUCCGGCUGAAAUCCGGCAUCUCGUCCCCCAUCUACAUCGACCUCCGCCUCAUUGUCUCUUACCCUAAACUUCUCUGCCAGAUUUCCCGUACCCUCACCGCCGUCGUCCCUCGCUCCGCCACCUACGACCUUGUCUGCGGCGUGCCCUAUACCGCCCUUCCGAUUGCUACCUGCUUCUCCACGUCCAACAAUGUGCCUAUGCUCAUGCGCCGCAAGGAGGUCAAGGAGUACGGCACUGCCAAGGCCAUCGAGGGCGCAUUUCAAUCCGGUCAGGUCUGCCUCAUCGUCGAAGACCUCGUCACCAGCGGCGCCUCCGUCCUCGAGACCGCCGCUCCUCUCCGCUCCGCCGGCCUCAAGGUUUCCGAUGCCGUCGUCAUGAUCGACAGGGAACAAGGAGGUAGGGAGAACUUGGCUGAGAAUGGGAUUGCAUUGCAUGCAAUGGUGAAGUUGAGUGAGAUGGUAAGGAUAUUGAAGGAAAAGGGGAGGGUAUCGGAGGAGACAGAGAAGAUGGUGAUGAAGUUCUUGAAGGAGAACCAGAAAGUGGCUGCACCAAUGCCAGGGGUUGAGAAGAAGGUUGAGGUUAGGAUUCCUUAUGGAGAGAGGGCAAAGAUGACAGCGAAUCCUACCGGGAGGAGGUUGUUUGAGAUAAUGGUGCAGAAAGAGAGUAACUUGUGCGUGUCUGCUGAUGUUGCCACAGCAGCUGAGUUACUCGAUAUUGCUGACAAGGUUGGGAGAGAAAUUUGCAUGUUGAAAACCCACGUCGAUAUAUUGCCUGAUUUCACUCCUCAUUUUGGCUCUAAACUUCGAUCUAUUGCAGAGAAACACAACUUCUUAAUAUUUGAAGAUCGGAAGUUUGCUGAUAUUGGCAACACGGUUGCAAUGCAAUAUGAAGGUGGUAUCUUCCGUAUAUUGGAUUGGGCAGAUAUAGUUAAUGCUCACAUAAUUUCAGGUCCGGGAAUUGUGGAUGGGCUGAAAUUGAAGGGUUUGGCUCAUGGUAAGGGCCUGCUCUUGCUUGCUGAAAUGAGUUCAUCGGGCAACCUUGCCAAGGGAGAGUAUACAGCAGCAGCAGUGAAAAUUGCCAAUGAUCAUCCAGAUUUCGUGAUUGGCUUCAUCUCUGUAAAUCCUGCAGCGUGGCCUAAUGGACCUGGAAAUCCGGCGUUUAUUCAUGCAACCCCUGGUGUUCAGCUGGUAGAAGGUGGAGAUUCUUUAGGCCAGCAGUACAACACCCCAUAUUCUGUCAUUUCUGAAAGGGGCAGUGACAUUAUAAUUGUUGGUCGUGGAAUUAUUAAAGCAGCAAACCCUGUAGAGGCAGCUAGAGAGUACAGGCUCCAAGGAUGGAAUGCAUACAUGAUGAGCUGUAAAUAAGGGAAAAAAAUAAUAACGUUAGCUCUGUAAAACUGUAAAAGCUUCAAAAGGCAUGAACUAAUGCACAAUGGCAGACACGAAAUAAGCAGAUCGAA
Ipomoea nil (Japanese morning glory) is the source of this 1591-nucleotide messenger RNA. Its product is annotated as uridine 5'-monophosphate synthase-like. Lineage: Eukaryota; Viridiplantae; Streptophyta; Magnoliopsida; Solanales; Convolvulaceae. Bases 45 to 1496 code for a protein of 483 amino acids. Gene Ontology annotation, molecular function: orotidine-5'-phosphate decarboxylase activity; orotate phosphoribosyltransferase activity. The transcript has 8 exons. The record is from RefSeq and is a predicted model, not a curated record. Gene Ontology annotation, biological process: 'de novo' pyrimidine nucleobase biosynthetic process; 'de novo' UMP biosynthetic process.